AUGCCCAUGACCCUUACGUCUAUCGUCGCAAACUGCAACAUCAUCAGAUUUACACUGAACCAAGUCGAUUCUGCCCUUGCGAAAAACUUUCAACCUACCGGAGACUGGUACGAAGAGCUUGUUGAGCAAUCUGAUGGUAUCAAAAUUGGGUGUACCGGGACUUUGUCUAUGCUUGAGAACCAUGUCACAGACCUGCUCAACGUCGCUGGUCUCGACGUGUCGCUAAAAGUACAGAAAGUUUCGAGAGUGGACAAGUCGAAAGCUUUGUACAAUGAAUCCGAGAUGAAAGAGCUCUUCGAACAGCUCAAGAAUUACAUCACCCUCCUGAACACUAUCUUGAGCAAUAUGCAAAGGCCUGUCGGUCUCGUUCAACGGGUCACGACCGACACUGAUUACAUUAUUGCAAAAUGCAAGACAAUUCCUUGA
Molecule: messenger RNA, 426 nt
Organism: Aureobasidium vineae
Lineage: Eukaryota; Fungi; Ascomycota; Dothideomycetes; Dothideales; Saccotheciaceae
Source: the annotation of a GenBank genome assembly